Laccaria bicolor S238N-H82 is the source of this 165-nucleotide messenger RNA. RefSeq lists its product as uncharacterized. Bases 1 to 165 code for a protein of 54 amino acids. The record is from RefSeq and is a predicted model, not a curated record. Lineage: Eukaryota; Fungi; Basidiomycota; Agaricomycetes; Agaricales; Hydnangiaceae. The transcript has 2 exons.
AUGUCGAAUAACAUGUCAAAGCCAACACCCGAAUGGAGGUUUUGGUAUUCGUCGAAGAAUCUGGAGCUGGGCAUGGGAAGAGAGGCGACUUCGGUGUACGGAGCUCGCGGAUUCGAUCUGCCAACACGUUCCAAUCAACGCGGUUCAGCCCCUCCUUCUCCCUAA